AUGGAUAAACUAAGUAAAUCACUUGAAGUUUUAAGGUUACUUUCAACAACAAAAUCAGAAACAUUAAUAAUCAAGUGUUCUGUGGUGAUUUGCCGAAUUAGCAAAUGUAAUACAUCCGAAAAAGAUUCAACCAUUUCAUCAGAAUGUUAUGAACUUAUUGUUCGUAGUCUUGGUCGACCGAUUAAUGAUAAAGAAAUUAAAGUAAAAACUUUUAUAUGGCCUAGUCAGCAAAUGUGUUAUCCUAUGGUUAUAGCACGUUUUCUAAUGACAAAUGCAAUUAAUCAAUUACUUGAACAUCAAAAUCAAAAUGCUAGUACACAUUUAAUAAUUGAUUAUCUUGAUUUAAUAAAAAAAAUUAUUCAAUUACUUCGUUAUUCAAAUUUAUUUGAUUCUGAUCAAUUAUUAAUUUCAAUUCAAAUUGGAUUUAUAGAAAAAACUUGUGUUAGUCAAGCAUUACAAACAGAUAUUACAUAUCUUUUAUCUUUAUGUGAAUACGGUGAUCUACAUUUACGUGGUGCAUGUGCAAAUUUACUUACUACAUUAAUUCAAAUAACAAAUCAUCUUUUAACACUAUCAUCAUUAUCAAAUUCAUUUAAUAAUUCUUUUAUUAAUCAAUAUUCACUUAUAUCAACUGAUUCACAAGACAGUUCAAGUCAUGCAUUUACAAUCAUAGGAAUUAAAUUAUUAGAAGAUUCUAUUCAACAUACUACAAGUUCCUGUACUCUUGCUAAAGUUAGUCUAGCUCAACUUAUAGAUGACAUUGAUUUUCGAACAUUAACUUAUCUUGAACAACAAUUAAAACAACAGUACCCUGAUAUACGUGUUCGUCAAGCAAUUGCUUCGACUUUUGCUAAUCUUAAAAAAUAUAUUAAUACAAAUGAAAGUAAUUUUCAAGCUGUUGUACUCGAUUUACUUGUUCAAUUACUUUUAAUUCGUGUUAAUUAUAUUAUUGUUGAUAGUGUCCAAAUUGAAGAUGAUAAAUGGAAACGUCUUUCACGACAAAUUGUCGAUUUACUUCUUGCUCAUUUACAAUCUCAGGAUCAAUCACUUUUGGAUAUUUAUUCCACACAAUUAACACUAGUUGAUGUUGUGUCAUCAGUUGAAUUACGAUCAAUUGAUCCAUUUGUUAUUGCUUUUCGAGCAUUAAAUGAUGUUUUAUUAUCAGUUAAUGGAACACGAGAUGAAACUUUUAGUGAAGCUCUUCUUCGAAUUUUACAUGACGUAAUAUUACGAAUUUUAACUAAUACUCGACAAUUAUGCGGUCAAUUCAAUAUGACAUUAGUUUCUCUUGCAUCCGAUUACCUUUAUGUACUUAUUGAUACAUGUACAUAUGUACAUAAUUUAUUUGAUCUUAUCCAUCAUACAUCAAUUGCAAGUCAUUUAUUCGUUUCUGAAGGAAUGCAUUUAGAUGGAAGUGGUCUUCUAUUAGUUUUAUUAAUUGAACAAUUUCUUCCAUUACCAUAUAUAUCUGUAUUACGUUUAGCUGAAUUAAUUGUUUAUGAUCGUAUUGAAACGAUAUUAACACUUGACCCACAAACACUAAAUAAACAAUUAUUACCUAAAUAUACACCAUGA
Messenger RNA from Rotaria sp. Silwood1, 1575 nucleotides. The record is from the annotation of a GenBank genome assembly. NCBI's taxonomy places the organism in Eukaryota, Metazoa, Rotifera, Eurotatoria, Philodinida, Philodinidae.